This is a messenger RNA of Scaptodrosophila lebanonensis, 1322 nucleotides long. RefSeq names its product protein Peter pan (gene ppan). Lineage: Eukaryota; Metazoa; Arthropoda; Insecta; Diptera; Drosophilidae. Gene Ontology annotation, cellular component: preribosome, large subunit precursor. The coding region runs from base 68 to 1294 and encodes 408 amino acids. Gene Ontology annotation, molecular function: rRNA binding. Gene Ontology annotation, biological process: rRNA processing; ribosomal large subunit assembly. The transcript has 3 exons. The record is from RefSeq and is a predicted model, not a curated record.
AAACUCGUGGCGGAGGGGCUGAGUUUUGUUUGAAUCCAGCGAACAUAACUAAAACAGAUUGUCAACCAUGGGUGGUCUCAGGAAGAAAAAGCAUCCAAAGUCACGCACAGCCGCUUUCAAGGCCAGCGAGCCGAGCGAAAUCGCCGAAGCACCACACACAUUCGUCAUACAUCGCGGCCUCUCCUGUCCGUACAUAACAGACCUGACCAUCGACUUCCGUCGCGUCAUGGAGCCGUUCACGGCGAUAAGUCUGCGGGAGAAGAAGAUGAAUCGCAUCAAGGACUUUGUGAGCUUGAGCAGCUUCUUCCAUGUCUCCCACAUGGGCAUCUUCAACAAAGCAUCCACACAGCUUUCCUUCAAAGUUUUGCGCCUGCCGCGUGGUCCGUCGCUGACAUUCAAAGUCCAUCAGUUUACGCUUGCACGUGACGUCAUUUCGCUGAGCAAACAUCAAUUCAUCGACGAUGAUCACUUCAAGCAUGCGCCGCUGGUUGUGAUGAACAAUUUUACGGGGGAAGGCAAGCACUUGAAGCUAAUGGCCACCACGUUCCAGAACAUGUUCCCAUCCAUCAAUCUGGCGCAGGUUAACAUUGGCACGAUACGCCGUUGCGUGAUGUUUUCGUACAAUCCGGACACAAAGCUUGUCGAGAUGCGACACUAUUCGGUGCAGGCCGUGCCCGUUGGAUUGAAGCGUUCCGUACAAAAAAUCAUUAAGGGCCGUGUGCCCAACUUGAAUCAGUGCGAGGAACUGGCCGAGUUUGUGACCAGAGAUGGUUAUGCCUCGGAAUCCGAGGCCGAAGACGAUGAGCAAUCGCAUGUAUUGCUGGCACAGACGCUCAAGGGUCGCGGCAAUUUGGAGGGCAGCAAGAGCUCCGUGAAAUUGCACGAGAUCGGGCCACGCCUCACCAUGCAGCUAAUAAAGAUCGAGGAGGGCCUGCUGACGGGUGAGGUGCUCUAUCACGAUCACAUCACGAAGACAGAGGAGGAAAAGGAGGAGCUGCGCAAACUAAUUGAGAAGAAACGCAAACUGAAGGAGCAACGCAAAAAGGAACAGACAGAGAAUCGUGCACGAAAUCUUAAACAAAAAACCAAAAUGGCCAAACGUGAAGCCAACGAUAAUGCCAGUGAAGAUGAGGACGACGCCGCCUACUACGAAGAGGAGGUGGGCGAGAAGCCCGACGAGGAACUCUUCAAAAACGAAAAGAAAUCGUCGUCACGCAAGCGCCCGAAAUUGCCAGGCGCCAUGAAAUAUAAUAAAAACAAUAAGAAGCCCAAGAAAGAGACAAAAGCUAAAUAAAACUUAGAGUAAACCUUUUUUUCCCCCC